AUGGCGGCAGUACGCAGUCUACUGGUGUCGAUAAAGCCAGACAGCGGUCCAGACCGCUCAGAAUCGGACUCGGAUUCAGACUCGGACCGAGAUGCCCGUGAAUCUGAACCGAUGGAGGUGGAGGAGGGUGAACUCAAGGUGGAAGACAUCCCCGUUAACCGGUCUUUGAAGGAAUUGUUGCCGGUGAGGGAUGUAGGCCUCACCAGAUCGCGGGCUCGCGUACCUUCGGGGGCCUGUGAAUAUUGCCUUGUUAUUGGAGGAGCUCAGCGUGCCUUAAGCUAGCAAGAUAGCUAGCGGCUAGCUAGUGUUAGCCAGUGUAGCUAGUUGACAUCCUCACCAUACCUGUCUGUGUUGUUACAGUAUAUUGUUGGUUCUAGCGUAAGCAAGCUAACUUUACAUAUUUUAUGACAAACAACGGUUAUCUUAGCAUUUAACUCUGCCUAACUACCGUUGGCUAGUUAAUUCAAUUGACGUUAAGUUUCAUGACAGAAACCCCCUCGUUACAUAGUUAAUAAUACAACGUACUAGUUAGUUAGCAAACUAAUUUUAACGUCCCCAAGGACAGAGGUUUGGUGCUAGAUCUUGCCACUUUCAAUUUGCCAGCUUUUUUUUUUUUAGGGGUGGGGGGUGUUGUAUGAUAGACUCAAUGCACACCAUCUUGUUUUGUCAACAGUCAUUCAUUGUAAAGAACAAACGUAAACUGUCAGCAAUACAUUGUUAGCUAGGCUACCCCACAGUAAGAAAGUGCGUCUAAUGUACACAUUUAUUGACAUUUAACCAGGACACAAGUCGCCGGUAUGAGAACAAAGCUGGCACAUUCAUCACUGGAAUCGAUGUCACAUCAAAGGUACAGUAUUGUAACCAUACCUGCAAGUGAUCUGACAAAAACGUUUACACUAAUACUAGUUCCAUCACUCAAAAGUAAGAGGUUAAACUUUUAACUGCCAUAACUGUGUUUGUUUGUUUCUAGGAGGCGAUUGAGAGGAAGGAGAAGAGAGCGGAAAGGUUCCACUUCCGUGCAGAGGCCAACCUGGCCCAGAAGAAUGUGGUGUUGGACAGAGACACCAUGAAGAAAGGUAGAUACACACACGUACAGUGCCUUCAGAAAGUAUUCACACCCCUUGACUUAUUCCACAUUUUGUGUGGAUUUCAAAAUGGAUUAAAAUAUUUAUUUUUUCUCACACACAAUACCCCAUAAUGACAAAGUGAAAACAUGUUUUUGGAAAUGUAUUGAAAAUGAAAUACAGAAAUAUAAUAAGUAUUCACACCCCUGAUACAAUACUAAGUAGAAGCAGCUUUGGUGGCGUUUACAGCUCUGAGUUCUUGGGUAUGUCUGUUCACCUUUGUAUAUCUAGAUUUGGGGAUUUUCUCCCAUUCUUCCUUGAAGAUUUUCUCAAGCGCUGAACAGCAAUCUUCAAGUUUUUCCAGAUUUGUCAAUGGAUUCAAUUUGUGUGAUCAGACCACAAAAUAAUUUGCCUUAUGAUCUGUCUUUCAUGUUUAUUUUUUGCAAACUCCAGGCAUGCCAUCAUGUGCAUUUCUCAGGAGUGGCUUCCGUCUGGCCACUCCCAUAAAGGCUAGAUUGGUGAAGUGCUGUAGAGACGGGAAAACCUGCCAGAAGGACAACAAUCUCAGCCUAGUUCUGUCAGUGGUCAUUGGCUUCCUGGUCACCUCCCUGACCAAGGUCCUUCUUGCCCGGUUACUCAGUUUGGUUGGAUGGCCAGCUCUAGGCAGUCUGGGUAGUUCCAUUAUUUUUCAAUUUCCCAAUGAUAGAGACCACUGUGCUCUUGGAAACUUUCAACACUAGAAAUUGUUUUAUACCCUUCCCCAGAUUUAUGCCUCAUCACAAUUCUAUCUCAGAGAUCUACUGACAUUUCCUUUGGACUUCAUGGUAUAGUUUCUGCUCUGACAUGCACUGUCAACUGUGGGGACCUUGUAUAGACCGGUGUUUCUUUUCUAAAUCAUGUCCAAACAAUUUAAUUGACCACAGAUGGACUCAAAGUAAAUUGGAUGCACCAGAACUCAAUUUGGAGUGUCAUAGCAAAUAGGUGUGAAUACUUAUGUAAGUGAGAUAUUUCUGUAUUUCAUUUUCAAUUAAUGUUUUCACUUUGUCAUUAUGGGGUAUUGUGUGUAAGUCUUCAAUCCAUUAUGAAUUCAGGCUGUAACACAACAAUGUGUAAAGUUAAGGAGUAUGAAUACUUUCUGAAGGUACUGUAUACACACACACACAGUGCUGGAUAAAGAUGAAAGGUACACACUUACCCGGCUUUUUAUCACUCACACUAGGGCUGUGACAAGUAUCGCAAUAUUUGUUCCAUGGCAAAAAUGAAAACACGAAGCAGACUACUCUUUGGUCCUUUAAAAACCUACUGUAUGUAAAAUAUUGUGUAUUAUAGCUUGGAAAAUGAAUACGUGUGACUGGAUUACAACAUCAUGUUUUUUUCCAACAUUAGUGCUGUUAAAGAAGUUAAAUCCACUUCGUGUUUUGUUUCCUUGCCACGAUACUUACAAAUAUGGCGAUAUUGGUAUUGUCCCCGGCCCAUUUCACACCUAUGCACACACUGAAUACACUCUCCCUCCCUUUCUCAGCCAUCCCUAACUUGCGCCUGGAGGCGUUGCACGUGGCGGGUGUUGAUGAUAUGAGCACCCAGGAUGUGUUUGGUUACUUUAAGGAUUACCCUCCAGCACACAUCGAGUGGAUUGACGACACCUCCUGUGAGUAACACACACACACACACACACACACACAGAGGCGACUGACAAGUGGUCUGUUUUUAACAGGCCAUUAAAUAUUGUUUCCUAGGUAAUGUGGUGUGGCUGGAUGAUGUCACUUCCACCCGGGCUCUGAUCAACAUCAGCCGCAUGCCUGACCCAGAGGUGGUUACCACGGAGACAGACCACACCAAAGAACCUGGUGAUCCCACCCAGGAGAGCAAGGGUGAGUGUGCUGUGUGUCCAUUUUGGAGUGUGUGUCCAUGUUCCAAUGUUCACUGUCUUUGUAUGUCUUAUGAUUACAUGUGGUGGGUAAUUCUGUGUUGAUGGUCAGGACUGCGACGUGGUGUUUGUGGUCAGUGUGUGUUGUCAGUCAUAUGAGGCAUGCACUUAAUAUGCUUUGUCACUGAGUGUUGCUUGCUGUUCUGUCUCAGCUCGCGGAGAACGAGGCUCGGAUGACGAUGAUGAUGAAGAGGGAGAGGUGGAUGAGGAGGAGAAAGAGAUGGUGAAGGAGAAUGAGGGGAAAGCCAGUGAGGGAGAGACUGAGAAGAAAACAGAACCUGAGACCACCCAG
This is a messenger RNA of Coregonus sp. 'balchen', 3283 nucleotides long. The record is from the annotation of a GenBank genome assembly. Lineage: Eukaryota; Metazoa; Chordata; Actinopteri; Salmoniformes; Salmonidae.